AGUUGUUCAACGCGGCAAAACAGUUUUGACUUGUGUUGGCUUUCUGGAGAAGUUCGAAGCUAUGAAAGGAAUUACUGCGUUUCUUUUUCUGUUACAGGCUACAGCUGUUAACACAGGGUCACACUCUAUCUGGGCAUUUGCAACAUUAAUACAUGGACAGACCCAAUUCCCAGAAUUCAGUGUAGCGUUUAUGCUGGAUGAUCUUCAGGUGCUCUACUAUGACCACGGCAUGAAGAAACUGAGCUCUCGAAGCCAAACAAGCUCAGCAAAUGUAGUUGAAGAUAUUAUCCUUUUAGGUGUAAACAUUGUGAUAGAAGACAUGUAUAAUUCCAUGAGCAGUCCAGCACACCGUGCAAACCUCCUCUCCAAUCACACAGGAGUUCAUGUUCAUCAGAUUCUGGGUGGAUGUGUGCUGGACAAUGACAAAGCCAGCCCGAUCACGAUGUGGGAAGCUUAUGAUGGAACCGAAGUGACACGCUACAACAUGCAUAAUCGCACAGUCAGCCCUCAAUGGCCACUGCUUAAGUGGAACACAGGGGAAAAAGAACUCUGGCUAAUGCAAUUUAGACAUAUUUAUCAGCCUGCUUGUAUCCGAAUACUGAAGUACUUUCUGGAGAAAGAGAAGAACAUUGUGUUAAGAAAAGAGCGCCCCAGAGUCAGGCUGAUCCACAAGCCAUGCACUGAGACUGGAGAAAUGAAGGUGAGCUGUCUGGCCACGGGCUUCUACCCCCGACACAUCAACCUGACCUUGCUGAGAGACGGGCAUCCCAUCCCAGAUGAGGAGAUGAUUCUGGGGGAAGUGUUACCCAAUGGAGACGGGACCUACCAGACAAGGAGGACCCUGCGUAUCCGUUCAGAGGAACUGAGAGAGAGACAUCAUUACACCUGCUCUUUCACACAUCUUACUCUGGACAACAAGCUGGACAUAAACUGGGUACCAGAAGAAGGCUCAGAUGUUGCAGUCAUCAGUUCUCUGGUUGUAGUGCUGGUUUUGGUUCUUAUCUUUUCCAUCCCUGUAUUUGUCAUCUAUAAGAGGAGACGCAGAGGUGAGAGGCAAUAUUCAUGGGGAUGUAUUGAAUGGGGAAAGGGUGAAAGAUUUUUUUAUCUUGAUCAUUUGUCUUUUUGCAGUCACUUUGUAGUUUCCUCGACCUCCUUUCUGAGAGUUGACCCUGCAUCAUGACUGCUUGCUAAAGUUUCAGAGUCAGAAGACACAGCUUCAUGUUCCUGUUUGUUCACACCACUGCCAUCAAGUGCACAAGUGUACUAUUAUCUGCGUAACAACAUAUAGUCUGCAGCACCUCUUAUUCUAUUUACACCUGUCAAGUUAUUCUGCAUAUACAAUUUACAGUUAUGUAUAUUGUAAUAUUGAAUAAUGUCAUUGAUUAGAAGGACAUGAGAGACACAGACGGAGAGUGUUUCUCAGUACCAAGAACUUGACGUCAGGACUCGGGUCCUUGUGAAGUAGCUCAUUUCAGGAGACCGCAAUUCCAAGAACACAAGGGCAGAGAAUGCAAUUGUAUGUAUUAGAGAUGCAAUCUUUAUUGAGUAUUAAGUAAUCUUUAUUUUGAUGAUUCUGCUUUUAUAAAUAUAUUUAGAAUUUUAUGUAUAUGGAUGUUAGUAAGUAAUGUUAUAUUUUUUUCUUUGGCCAAGUUUGGGAAAAAGAGAUCUGGCGAGUGUUUGAAAAGCUUCACAGGUCAAUGAUACUCAUCCCUCACCUGUCUUGGGGGUGAACGCUGAACAGGAUCUGACUGAGAGAUAGAAUUUCGAUAGGAUCUCAAUACAGGCACACAGAAACCGAUUGUAAAUAAUCUUGAGCUUCCAGUCUUUUUUAAUUAGUAUUAUUUUUCUUUA
Messenger RNA from Conger conger (European conger), 1851 nucleotides. RefSeq names its product major histocompatibility complex class I-related gene protein-like. NCBI's taxonomy places the organism in Eukaryota, Metazoa, Chordata, Actinopteri, Anguilliformes, Congridae. Gene Ontology annotation, biological process: immune response. The record is from RefSeq and is a predicted model, not a curated record. Gene Ontology annotation, cellular component: external side of plasma membrane. The coding region runs from base 62 to 1180 and encodes 372 amino acids. The transcript is spliced from 6 exons.